AUGGCUCAGAUAGCAGCUGAAGCUAAAUUGCCCGCCAUAAAGCAUCUGCACUCGCAGCUUAGCUCUCAGGGCGGGACUGCUGCAAGGGGCUGCCAAAUUAAUCUCAGCAAAGAUCCAGAGCCCGUCAACACAGCGCCAUGGCCAAAAAGAUGGGGAAAGAUAGGGACACAGAACUGUAGUGUACUCAAGUGUGUGGGGGGGAAAUCCCUCUCUCGCCCACAACUCCUGUCUACAGUGUGCUCGGUCAGAGCCGUGGAGCUGACUGUGAAGGAGAGGAAUUCCAGGGGACCACAGGAGCAAGACAGGGCCAGCAGCCAGCUUGGCAGGAGGCUCCGGUGUGAUCAUCAUCCCAUAGGAGGAGCGACGCCCCCUCUCUCCUGCCUCCUCCUGCCUCCCAGCAAGCCGUGCCCCGUGACAGAUGAGCCCAGUGACAGCAGGACGCAACAACCUGCAAUUGAACAUUCUCCUGUGAUCUGUCAAUGUCCGUGGUGGCGUUUCACUCUCAGCAGAGCGCCUCGGGUCGCGCGUACCUUCACGCACACCCUUGCAUUAAGUCAUUUCACAAGCAUCGGAGGAAUCGGAGCCAGGAACGCCUCCUCGUGCUUGGGAAAUGCCUCGGAUACCUGUUGCAGGUGUCUGUGCGUGCCCCGUUUGUGUUUUUGCAAGAGCCUUGUGCGCUUCGUCCAAAAUGCACGAUAUCUGCGGGCGACUCCUCAGAUCGACUGCCCGUUUCUGCCUUGCCUUCUACCCCCUCCUCUCUCUCUCUCAUCGCUGAUGGAUGGACAGAUCAUGUAUAUCCAAUCUAGCAGUGCUCCUGAUGCGGUUAGGGGCUGUGACAAGUCUCCAGGCAGGGAACCGAGCAGAGCGGAGCGAAGGAACGGGGUGACGAAGAGGACACGACAUCUGGAGAACACGCAGAAGAAAAAGAAUGCACCAGCGAGCAGGGCUGCAUAUAAUGUCUGCACAGCGCCUCGAGCACAUGUGUGUGUGUGUGUUUUAUUUGUGGAAAACAAACAUACACCCUACACUCUGCCCUUUCUGCUACUGUGUGGGUUGACAGUUCAGAAUCAGUGGCUCCUGCACUCCACACCAGCCAAUAUAGAUGAUGAAAAUGAAUGAAAAUACUGUAGUAGAUAGUGCUGACAUUUUGCAUGCAUCAAAAGGAAAAAGCAGAGUUUAAGAGACUCUAUUAUAAAUAUACUCUUUGGACCUCAGAGUGUUACAGAUGGAGAUUGAUGGUGAGGUUCACUCAUGAGUUUCAGGGUGCCGUAGCAAACAUUAGCCACUAGGGGGUAAUGUUAUCCUCACAGAGUAGUGUGCUCUGUUAUGACACUGUUUUUUUUUUCUCAGACUAGUAGUGAGUUCAUGUUGCAUAUUGGACCAUUAUGGGCUGUAACACCGUAGAUCUGUUACUGUUGAGCGUUUGAAUGAGUGCAGGUCUUCAUCUCUGCCACUGCAAUGAGUCUUCUGGUCGCACACUUGGAUCUACUGAAC
Messenger RNA from Fundulus heteroclitus (mummichog), 1494 nucleotides. RefSeq lists its product as uncharacterized. NCBI's taxonomy places the organism in Eukaryota, Metazoa, Chordata, Actinopteri, Cyprinodontiformes, Fundulidae. The transcript has 3 exons. The coding region runs from base 1 to 1119 and encodes 372 amino acids. The record is from RefSeq and is a predicted model, not a curated record.